AACAUAGACUAACAUUUUACUGACGACGUUCUGGGCUACACGAUGCACUUCUCCAUCCUCGCCUUAUAUUUGGCUUUGGCGGCCGCCGCAACAAUUCCUCAAGAACUUCCAAGAGACUCUGUUGAUCUUCAUCAUCUUGUAGCGCGCCAAUCAUGCGGAUAUCCUUCUAUUUGCCCCGGCGGUUGCGGAACCUGCUAUCAGAACACCAAUGUCUGUUGUCCUCGGGAUAGCAACAAGUCAUGCUUCCAGUUCUCAUGCUGAAGAAUCUCUCUUCUGGGAUUAGGGGCUGAGACACUGUGGUGAUGGCAUACUGGGCGGAAUAAUACAUGAAGAGGCUGUUUACAACAGGGCUAUGUCUGUAUUAAGAGGCUCAGCACCUUCCAGGAUAGCGCUUUACUACAUGUAUUUGAUUAUAUUGUGUUUAGCGUUGGAAAAGUCAAGAGAAAACGUGCAGGUGGAGUCUACCCGUGAAGACAAAUACACAUCAAGUAGGUACACGUGUGAAAAAGACCUCAUAGAUUAAGUAGGCGCUAAAAGUAUUACCACCAGGACUAUCUACUGAAAACCUAGCUACUAAACUGUAUUAUAUGACCUGGUUGGAACAGCAAAGGCUGAUAAGGAGUAAUAGGCAGGUACCAUGGUGUUA
Messenger RNA from Colletotrichum phormii, 646 nucleotides. RefSeq lists its product as uncharacterized. The transcript has 2 exons. NCBI's taxonomy places the organism in Eukaryota, Fungi, Ascomycota, Sordariomycetes, Glomerellales, Glomerellaceae. The record is from RefSeq and is a predicted model, not a curated record. Bases 43 to 261 code for a protein of 72 amino acids.